CAGAGAGGCAGAAAGCUCCAUACACAUCAGUUAUUAGCUGUAGGAAGACAAGAGCGAGAGAGGACAUACUGUAACAGGAUAAAAAGACAGAAAAAAAAUAGAAAGAGAGGGGAAAAGAAAAGAAAAGAAAAGAAGAAACUAAAGACCAAGACAUAAAGAAGAAAGUGAAAAGCUGAGGAAGUUGUUGCUCAGCUGGGAAUCCAUUCAGCACACUGUAGAGACUUGUCCAAGUGAACAGACAAAACCAGUGUGACUGGGAGUCUACUGGGAGUUCGGACUGGUUUCAACCCAAAGCGAGCACACUGCCAAGCACCAUGGCCGACAACGUGAACGAGGAGUCGGAUUAUAACCCGGGAAAAGAUGAGCUGGACUGGGGCUACGAGGAAGGUGUAGAAUGGGGACUCCUUUUCCCAGCAGCCAACGGCGAGUACCAGUCUCCCAUUAACUUAAACUCCAGGGAGGCUCAGUAUGACCCGUCCCUCCUGGAUGUCGGCUUAUCACCAAACUAUGUGGUGUGUCGAGACUGUGAGGUCAUCAACGAUGGACACACCGUCCGCAUCAUUCUCAAGUCCAAGUCAGUGGUUACCGGGGGUCCGUUGCCCAGUGAUCAUGAGUAUGAGCUUCAUGAGGUUCGAUUCCACUGGGGCAAAGAGAACCAGAGAGGAUCAGAGCACACUGUCAACUUCAAGGCUUUCCCUAUGGAGCUCCAUCUGAUUCACUGGAACAGCACUCUGUUUAACACUUUGGAGGACGCUCUUGGGAUGAAGAACGGAGUCCUCAUCAUAGCUCUUUUUGUGCAGAUUGGUAAGGAGCAUCUGGGUCUGAAGGCCAUCACUGAAGUUCUACAGGACCUGCAGUACAAGGGGAAGAGCAAGAUAAUCCCCUGCUUCAACCCCAACACUCUGUUACCUGACCCUUUACUGAGAGACUACUGGGUGUAUGAAGGAUCUCUGACCACCCCGCCUUGUAGUGAAAGUGUGACCUGGAUUCUCUACCGCUACCCUCUCACCAUCUCACAGUCACAGAUUGAGGAGUUUCGGAGGCUGCGGUCCCAUGUCAAAGGGGCGGAGCUACAGGAAGGGAAUGAUGGGAUGUUGGGCGACAACUUCCGUCCCACCCAGCCGCUCAGUGACCGGACGGUUCGUGCCGCCUUUCAGUGACUCUCGCUUUCCACUGCAAACUCAGAAAAACUAUGGGACCUACAGAUACAAGUGCAGAAGGAGAGAAGGAAGAAGAGGUGUGAAGCGAGGAAUGGAAAAAGAGGGAGAGAGAAAAAGUUAAUGUGGUGGUAGAUCAGCUGCAGACUGAAGGUGGACAAACUAUUGAUCUCACACCUUCAUUGUAUGCUUUUGUUCAGUGUGUGUGUGUGUGUGUGCGUGUGUGCGCGUGUGUGUGUAGGUGUGUCCUCUUCCGCUUAACCUCUCU
This is a messenger RNA of Perca flavescens (yellow perch), 1425 nucleotides long. It is a transcript of the gene ca8, whose product is annotated as carbonic anhydrase VIII. Gene Ontology annotation, molecular function: carbonate dehydratase activity; zinc ion binding. Bases 315 to 1160 code for a protein of 281 amino acids. The transcript is spliced from 9 exons. The record is from RefSeq and is a predicted model, not a curated record. Lineage: Eukaryota; Metazoa; Chordata; Actinopteri; Perciformes; Percidae.